Osmia bicornis bicornis is the source of this 10308-nucleotide messenger RNA. It is a transcript of the gene Wdr62, whose product is annotated as mitogen-activated protein kinase-binding protein 1. Gene Ontology annotation, cellular component: mitotic spindle. The transcript is spliced from 21 exons. Gene Ontology annotation, molecular function: protein binding. Bases 888 to 7799 code for a protein of 2303 amino acids. NCBI's taxonomy places the organism in Eukaryota, Metazoa, Arthropoda, Insecta, Hymenoptera, Megachilidae. Gene Ontology annotation, biological process: regulation of mitotic cell cycle; mitotic spindle organization. The record is from RefSeq and is a predicted model, not a curated record.
AACUGGAGAACAGUUCAGUUCAGAGUCGGACGUCCUCCGCGUUCCUCUUCCUUCGGUUCUGUCAUUCCUCACCUGUACCCCCCUUUUUUAUCUCUGUUGCAAAGCUCGUUAGCGGUCGCGAGAGAACUCGUGCGAGCAAUUACCGCGAUUCGAAGCGAGUGAUUGCGCAAUCAGGCCGAGCUUCCCCUCGAGCAGCCGCACCGUUCGACUCGGCAUCGCGACGCGUGCUCUUAUCCAUCCCAGGUGAGAAGAAAAUAAGUGUUCAGAUGUCUUGGAAUAAUAUCGUCGAUUCGCUGUGGAUAUAUUGGAAACACGAUCGAUUCGAUCUAUCGACAUAAUGGAUCAUGUUCUUCUGAACUGAACUCGGAUCACUGAUACGUACGAUGAUACAUGGACUUCUAGGAGGUGCUAAACGUAGGGUGAAUACUCUUCGGGCUGAUUUAGAUAAAUGACGAGGUUCUAACUGAAAUCUUGGAUCGUUUAUGAUUGAUUUAAAGAUGAUUCGCUUGAAAAGUGUGGUGUAAACGCUUUAAAUCGAAGAUAAUUAAAUACCUACCGCAUGGAAUCGAUGUUUUCUUUGAACCAUGUGCUCGUCGCUCCGAUUCUUCAAUGAAAGAAAAAUCAAAGUUCACUUGUGACACGGUUGGUGUUCCUUUGGAAAGGAGAAAAACUAUUGCAAGUGUGAUUUCGUGACGGUGGAUAGAGGUCCGUUCGUGAUCUUGCGACUAUUAUUCGAGAGGGAAAGCAAGGUUCACCGAAGGAAAACGAGAGAUGCGGGAAAUUAGGGAUAUUCAGCUGGUGACCGAGAAAGGCGACGCGAAACGCUUUGAACAGUAGCCGGUGGAAAAGCAGCGGAGAACGGUGCUUGUUGGUAUUUUCCAGGAAAAAUGGCACUGAUGGCACCGAGGAACAGCUCGCCCAUCGUUCGGGACAAGGAGAGCAUCCCGGCUUACGAUAUCAAGCUGGAACGUGUGCUCGGCGUAACCGUGUCGAGCAAUGCAGCCCUGGACUGCGAUGCAACUAGCGAGCUUGUCGCCUAUCCUGCUGGAUGCACGGUGGUGUUGUUCAACCCCCGGAAGAACACUCAGGCCCACGUGUUGAACGCCUGUCGCAAAACGGUCACAUCCUUAGCGCUCGCUGGCGAUGGCAGGUUUUUGGCGACCGGCGAAUGCGGCCACAUGCCGAACGUUCGUGUCUGGGAUAUCUCCGAUCCGUACAAUGCAGUGCAGAUCGCCGAGUUUUCCGGCCACAAAUACGGCAUCAACUGUGUGGCAUUUUCACCGAGCAACAAGUACGUGGUGUCUGUCGGCUCGCAGCACGAUAUGAUCGUAAACGUGUGGGACUGGAGGAACAACGUUAAGGUGGCGUCGAACAAAGUGUCGAGUAAAGUGAAGGCCGUCUGCUUCGCGGAAAACGGCAAUUACUUUGUCACCGUCGGCAACAGACACGUGAAGUUUUGGUAUCUCGAGUAUUCCCGCAGUGCCAAGUACAAGGAACCUGUGCCUUUGAUGGGUCGUUCCGCCAUAUUAGGAGAGCAGAGAAACAACGAUUUCGUGGACGUAGCCUGCGGCCGUGGGGAAAUGGCAGAUUCCACGUACGCGAUCACCAAAACGGGCCUUCUAUGCGAAUUUAAUAACAGGAGGUUGCUGGAUAAAUGGGUGGAGCUUCGCACAACCAGUGCCAAUUGCAUGGCCGUCGGGGACAAGUACAUCUUCAUCGGCUGCGCGGAGGGUAUCGUCAGGUGCUUUAGUCCUAGCACGCUUCAGUUCAUCACCACCUUACCGAGAACGCAUUACCUAGGCGUGGAUGUUGCUCAGGGAUUGUCCAUUAGUCACAUGUCUCAGCAUCCAGCGAACGCGAGGUAUCCGGACGCGAUAGCCCUGGCGUUCGACGAGCAGAACAACAAGCUCACCUGCGUCUACAACGAUCACAGUAUCUACGUGUGGGACGUCCGAGAUAUCAGACGGGUGGGCAAGUCGCAUUCGUUCCUUUACCAUUCGGCUUGCAUCUGGGGCGUCGAGAUGUACCCGACGGGAUCCGAGUCCGUCAGCGCGAUGCCAUCCGGAAGCUUCAUCACCUGCUCCAGCGACGACACCAUCCGCGUUUGGAACCUGGAGAAGGACGUGCCCUCGAACGACACGCUUUACAAGCGGAACAUCUACAGCAACGAACUGUUGAAAGUGUUGUACAUAGAUCAGGAGUUGACUUAUCUGAAAGACCUGGAUCUGGCCGCGGCUGGUUCGACGGAGAAGAGCGACGCCUCGUACGACGGUCGAAACGGUGUCAGGUCGAUCAGAGUCAGCCCCGAUGGCAAACAUCUAGCUUCCGGGGAUCGAUCGGGGAACAUACGGAUUCACGAUCUCUCCUCCCUGGAAGAAUUGUGCCUGAUCGAGGCGCACGACGCGGAGGUUCUCUGUCUAGAGUACUCCAAGUUCUCGAAAUUUUCGGCCGAGGCUCCUAGGUUGCUCGCCAGCGCCUCGAGGGAUCGACUGAUCCACGUGUUCAGCGUCGAUCAGGGGUACAACUUCUUGCAGACCCUCGACGACCAUAGUUCUUCAAUUACUGCCGUCAGAUUCUUCAAUCAGAGCAAUCAGGGUAAUCAGAUUCAAAUGGUGUCCUGCGGUGCCGACAAGAGUAUUAUUUUUAGGCAACUGCAAUCGACUCCAGGAGGAAUGCCUCAAUUCGCGAGGGGUCACAAUGCUCAGGGAAAGACCACCUUGUACGACAUGGAGGUCGAUUCCGGGCAAAAGCACGUUUUAACUGCCUGCCAAGAUAGAAAUAUAAGGGUUUACAACGUGGCCACAGGCAAGCAUAGCAAAACGUUUAAAGGAUCCGUCGGUGAGGAUGGGUCUCUUAUUAAAGUUGUUUUAGACGCGUCAGGAAUCUACGUAGCUACCUCGUGUACAGAUAAAACGCUGUGCGUGUACGAUUACUAUAGCGGUGAAUGUAUGGCCACCAUGCUCGGUCAUUCGGAAUUGGUUACAGGCCUGCGUUUUAGUCCCGACUGUCGCAACCUCGUAUCCGCCAGCGGAGAUGGUUGUAUAUUCGUCUGGCGUGUUCCACGCGACAUGGUUGUAACUAUGCAGGCGCGUCUUGCUCAGCAAGCGAUGCGAGCUGGAAAGAGGCCGCCUCAAGUGAACGGCACAGGAAUCGAGAUACAAUUGGACAACGAAACCUUUGGAUCGCCGCCGCCAGAGUUCCUGGAUCCAAACGCGAACCCAACGUCGCAGAGCGUAGGCGUGGAUUACAGGUUUAGCGUGGGCCAGUUACCGCUUUGGGCGAAGAAGCAGAUAAACACAAACGCGGACGAGAGCGGCCCUCUUGGCUCGAACGUUAGACCCUUAGGCGUUGACCUGCCGAAGGGACGAUGGGCGCAAAGGGUUCAGCAGGGAGACGGUAUAACCGUCAAAUCCGUUUACGACAGCGACGAAGUUAUACCCUUUCCUCCUCCUCGCGGUGCGAUCGAUUCGGACGGUGGCGGCGGAGGUGGCGGUUCGAAAGACAGCUCCAUCGACAGCGGUACCGAAACCAAGUGUAGCAGCGAUUAUCGCAGGGAAACGAUAAUUAUCAAAAGGGAAGAGGAUGAGACUGUAUUUCAACCUUGUCCAGAUAGUUACAGAGAACUAGCAGAUGACACAAAACAGGUAAUCGGUGGUAACGUGACCGUAACUAGAGGUAGCAAUAUCACGGAAUUGACGCGUCAGUCAAGGAGUCGUCACCAUACCGACGAUAGCAGUCUCGGCAGCUUUAAAUUUGAGGAUCAUGAGAGCACGGAACACGAUGGGGACGUGGAAGAUUACUCGGAAGGAGAGAAUGGAACGACUGGUUCUGAAAAAUCCCAUCAUAGACUGAUGUACUAUCCUGCGCCGGAGGACACGGUAUCGAAUCAGUUCACUGUAAAUGCUAUGGACGUAGAAGAGCUACGAAGAUCUCAGAGGCGACAGAAGAAACCCAGGAAUGGAGAAAGUGGUCGAACGAGCGAACUGACCGCUUCUGGCAGCCAGGAGGAUUCGGAUUCCGAAGGUGGAGCGUCUACUCCAAGCGCGGAACGAAAUCCUUUGUCCAUGCUGUCGGAAGCUAGUUCGGAAGGGUUCGAUCAGCUGGCUAAACAGAGCCAUCGCGAGAAGUAUCUCAAGAAUGCUUUCGAAUCUCUCAGCGGCGCCGAGGAGCCAACGAAUAGGAUCGCGAAAACGACUAGUAUUAGUUCCCAAUUUCAUGGAAGGCUUAGCGGCGGUGGUGACAAUGCAACUAAUAAUAAGGUUCGCAACGCGGCUGUGGUAAACGCGACGAAACAAGCGAGAGGCGACGCAGACGUCGUGAAAAAGCGCGAAGAGUUGCAAAGGAGAAUAGAAGAAACUAGGAGAAAAUUGCAAAGCGUUGGCUAUAAGUCUUCGCUAAAAUCCAGCCAAAGUAUAUCGGAUUUGAGCAGCCACAUACCCGAGAAACAUCAUCGUCCGAACCGGCUGAGCACAGGUAACAAAUCCGGCCAACAAACACAAUACUCGAAACCGAUCAAUCCUUGCAAACCUAUACCGAAUCCAAAGCCUUUACUAAAACCUCAGCAACUCGUUAACAAAGUGUCGGGUGUGGGGAAUGCGCUAUCCAAGCUAGAUGUUCCAACCGAGAACUGCUUAUCCAAAAGUCCGACCACCCCGUGUAUAAGUGACAAGACAAAACCGUCUCUAAAUCGUCCGUUAACGUUGACUCUGAAAAAAACUGAAAAGUAUAAGCUGUCGCUGAACAAACCGAAUCAAUCGUUGCCCGAGUCGCCCGUGUGCGAGGAGCUCAAGCUCCUGAAGGAACAGUGCAAGAAGAACGUAAGCCGAUUCGCCAGGUUCGCCCAGAAGAGGCGUUCGUGCAGCUAUUUCAUCGGCCUGGACGACAACGAGGAGGACAUGGAGAAUAUAGCCAAGUCUUUCGAAAGUUUACCAGCGAUGAACGAGCGCAACAUCGAGAUUCUGAAAGACAAUAUGGACGACGGUGACGAGGGGAACGGAAAUUUUAGCGACGAUUCCUUGGAAGGCGAUUUCAAGAAUCCUCCUCGACGAUGCGUCAGCGAUUACCAAAUAAACGUGCACAUAGACCGUCGCUCCGACAACCACAGAAACUAUUCGUCUACGUACCAAACCUUCCCAAAACGAAUAUUGACUGGCUCUCAAGAGAGCAUACUAUCCGAUGCCUCCGUGGAAUCGUUCUCAAAAGGAAGCGCUGAAAUCUUGGACUACAGUCACUACGACAACGACAGACAUUCGAGCGCGAGUUUCUUUUUGUCCCGUCGAAAGAUGCAAGCCGGACGCAGUCAGGAGAGCAUCCUGACGGACGAGUCCGAUUACCAGAUGUUCCCCCUGCACGAGAACAUGGACCAUAGAAGCACAGAGAGCGUGCUAACCGACGACUCCGAUUCCCUGGUGAAAUCAGCGCCUCUGGAGAUGUUGUUCGAUUCUCAUUACAAAAGAAAGAGGCAAAACUCUGAAACCUACAGCGGGAAUCCAAAUAAUGCCGUGGAACCAUCGACCAAUGUACAGGAUUCUGCGAACGACUCGACUUCCUGCAGGGCGGUGUUCAGGUCGAAGUCCCUUCAGGAUACUAGAAUAAGCAAAGCGAGGAACGAGAACAGUUAUACGGAGGAUGACAACGUUCGACCAACGACCUGCAUUUACUACGAGUUCAAUUUCAACGAUGACAACGACGGGAACGUCGAGAUGAGAAUUGGAAGCAAAUCAGAUACCAUGCCACGGAGCAAUAGUCUAAAGGUGAGCAAGGAACCGCAAUCGAUGCUGAUACUAAACGACUUCGUGGCUCAUAAACCACCGAAACCGAAGCGAAACUCGGCUCGAACGCAGAGUAUGCGUAACAGAGCUCGUCCAGCGUGGAACAAGUUCGCGGUGGACACGUCUCGCGUCAAGUCCGACUGUGACGAUUUUGCAAACAAGUCAGAGGCUCGAACACCGAGCGCGGACGUGAAAUCGGAAAGUACCGAGUCUUUUCACGGUUCAAAGAGUAUCGAGCAGCUGUUGCAGUCGUCUGGUUAUUCCUUGCAGUCCAACGAAGACAAAGAUAACACUGCAACAAAGUUCUACAGCCUCCAGAAUCGUCGUUCCUCGGAUAAAGUUGGCGUGUACGAGGCUGCUAGACCAAUGGAGAGUUUCACAUACGAUCAGAAUGAUUCCUCUCGUCAGACUUGCUGUUUCGAGGCUCAAAUUCCAACGAAGGAUACCCAGGAGACCUACGACUCUCUGGAACCUGGUGGUACCUCCUGCGAGUUACAGAAUCCAUCCUCGAAUUUGUUGUCCACGAACGAGCGAAUCGACAACCUCGAUGCUAGCGUGGAUCUCAGGAUCACUAGAGCCAUCGAGGGAACUGUUAAACUGCUGUCCAAGGAGUUUGAAAACUUGGUUAGAAGAGAACAGUACUUUAUGAAGGAGAAGUGUCUGCGUAUGACUCAAGACUCGAAUGAAAAUUUUGCGAAACUCGAGGCUGAGAGGGACGGUAGAUUCUGUUCGAUGAAACGAGAUAUAAGGUUCCUUUCCGGCGGCGAAGACAGCGAUUUCGCGGACACCUCCGCGAUAGACAAGUCGAUGAUGGAAAGCGGUUCUUCGACGUCCGCUUCGAGCUGCACCAACUCGCCAAAGAGAAUGUGGCCGCCAGCCUCGCGUUGCCAGAGCCACAUGAGGUGGACUAAAACCUUGCCAACCAUUAAUCAGGCUAUACUACCAUCAAAGCAUCCUUACGCAGUUUCAGGAAAAGUAGGUAAUAAGAAUGUAAACACCGCGACGAGAAGUGGGCUAGGAAACGCGAAUAGCGGGAAUCCGUCUCGACACGCUUCGACGAAGAACCAUUCUUCUCACAUGACAAGAAGCAGUAGCGUUGGAGUUUUAAAUCAAAGCGAUUCGGAAUCGGACGUUGGACCAGGAAACGGAAGGGGAUGGAACAAUCAGACAGGAAAUAACAGGAUGAGCGGGUUGAUGAGACCAACGAUUAGUUCGCAAAAUAAAAUAAAUCAUCAAAUAAAAUCGAGUUCUUCUUCCAAUAGCAAUUUGCCGUCGGUUCUCAGGAGGAGAGGCAUGCAGGGAGCAUAUUCGAGUGUAAAUCUAAGUCAAGUGGGUAAUCAGGAAGACUCCAGUUCAGAGGAUACGUCCUCCAACGGAAACGGUGGAAAACCGGCGCUUCCCCCGAGACCUCGAAGCAUCAGUAUCGAUCAUUCUGCUACAAACAGCUUAAGUCUACCUGGCACGACCGUGAGGAGAUCGGGAUCAACGACAAUUAUAACAAACGGUCGAAGCGGAAAUAGCACGAUAGGACAAAAUGCGAGCAGAAUGUCAACAGCAAAUAGGAAUCAGUUAGAUCCUAGCCCCCAAGAGCUUCCGGUCAAAGAUACCGAUCGUGCCAUCGAUGUAGCAAGUGCUGAAUUGUCCACGCAACUGUGCAACACAAUCGCGGACGAACUGACGCGAACGGCGGACAAUGUUGUGCAGUUGUACAAGCGUUUAACGAUAGAUAACGAAGACGAUCCGUCUAGAGGUACCAUCGACAGGGACACGAUGCUAAGAGGGCUUGAAUCGUCGGUAAACGAAACGAUGCGUACCCUGCGACUGGUUGUCUCCUCCGGUGGCGAUAAUCACAACGACGGUUCGGCCAGCGGGGACAACGUAUCGAUGAACGAAGCUACUGCCAAGUUCCAGGAACUACUCGCCGGUCAAGAUCAAGGAAAAGUUGUCAAUAUGAUGCAGCAAUACUCUGAGAUGCUUUUAAGCAUGAUGCAGCAAAUAAUGGGAGGAACGCAAUCGAGCCAUACGUAAAAAUCCGUCCACCUUACACGAGUUUUCUCCAAGGGGAGAACCAUCAGGACAUCCAGCCGCGGUGCACAGUUACUUAUCGUAUGUACCAACGUGUACAGCCUCUCGGUCUUUGUAUACAUGCCCUGAAGAAGAAUGCAUCGAGACACGCGUGCUCCUUCGUUAUGGUCUCUCGAUGUUUCUGAAUUUGGAUACGUAAUUUCACGAUUAAGCAGGAUCGAGCGUAAACAGCACGUGUUCUAACUCGAAUAUAGAUCUUUUUUCGUUCUUUUCUUUUUUUGUUGAACGCGUAGCUGUUUGCGAGCCAAAGGAAGGAAUUGAUCCAAUUCCUUUUUUUUCUUAAUCCAAUCGUGAAGCGUUUUGAAAAAUUUCUGAAAACGUUAGAAGUCAAAGUUGUUCGAUGAAUGAUCGUGUAUCGUUACAUCGUGUACUGGACGGUGUUUGUAGCCAAAGUUAGUAGAAUAUUUACCGGCAAUUUCGUGCAAACAGGUCCACGAGAUUCGCGGAAGUUCGAACGGGCUAAUUAGAGACAGGAGCGGGUACCUUGAACCCUCUCUUUUCCUCUCCCAUUGAAGCGAAAGCAGAAAAGUAAGGGAAACGAAAGAUUGACUGCGUGAAACUCACUCGUAUCUUGAGGCCAUACGCCCUGAAAUGCCAAUUAACUAAAGACUCUUAGACUAGUUUCCAGGCAAAUAUAUAUUAUAUAUAUAUUUAUCGACUAUUUGCGGGAUAUUAUAUCAUAAUAUUAGUCUUCUUGUUGUGUAACCAAAGGUUGUCUCUGCCUACGGUCUAAAAACGGAACCUCCCUUCCUUCCCUGACGUUUCAAAGCUUCGACAAAACAUAAUUAAAACGAAAAACCAAAGUAUGCAGUAAGCGAUGUGUAAACUUGCCGGUAUGAAAAGAAAUUACCUUGCAAUUAGUUUAGUUUAAUUGAAAAAAAAGAGAAAAGGCGGGCUUUGUAGACCCCUUGUCCGAUUCACGUUUGUCGAAAAACCUGAACACGCGAUUUUCUAUUUUCAAAUUUUGAAUGAAACAAGCGAUUGUUCAUUAUUCUCCUACCAACUUUCUCGUUCGCAGAAGACACGCGCGUUAGGAGUAGCGAAAUUAAUUUCACAUGAAAACUACUACAUUUAGCGACUGCAUAUUUUCUCAUAGAAAUUACAAAUAUUUUUACACGUGAAUACCGUCGAGCGAGGCGAAUGGCAAAAAGUUCCAGAGUCGCAAAGAAAACUUUCGUUGAAACGUUGCGGCUCGACAAGAGCAAGAAAAAAAUAAAACGGGCUUUACUUAGGUUUCAAAGGAAGGAAUUGUAUCGAGGAAUCAAAGUAUUACGAGAACACGUAUUAGUAACGAUUUUAUUACAAACACACGUGAUUUCGUUUGUCGGUUCUUUUUUUUUUUAUAUAAAUCGUAGUUACUUUCUCCAUUGUCCUUUGUUGUGUAAAGUUCUCAGAUUCUGUAUGUAAUUGUAUAAAACGUGCCAUUUAGGUUUAACCAGCAUCGUUUACGUAUACUGCUUUCCUAGGCGUACGAAUUAAUUCUUGUUGAUACACGUGUAACAUAUCUUUAGUAUCCUUUACGCGAAUCUAAACUGUCUCUUAUCGGUUAUAUAAUUUAUAAGACAACUAGGUUAAAAACAAUCUUAUGACUAACUGUAAUUCAGUAUUGCUUUACAGAAUUUCUUUCUCUUUUUCGCUUCUCUUCUUAAUUGAAAGUACUAUUGUGUUCCGUUGUUCUUCGUAUAUUCUUUUUUGGCGCGAGAAAUAAUUUUUUUUAUGAAGGUGACGUUAUUCCUGCAUGAUACGGAUCGACACCUUUGCCGCUUGUUUUUUCUUUCCGACGAUCAGGCCGAUAAGUAAGAUCAAAAAGGUAUCGAUUAUCGCUUCUAGUGUUACAGAAACUAACAAUGGCUAUGCCGUUGAACCUGAUCGUUUUAGAAAAUCGAAGCCUACGCUUGGCUUCGACGGUGAAGGUGUCGAUCGCGUUUAAUAUAUCAUCAUCGUGUAUUUUAGAAAUUCGAACGUUUUAUAUUAGAUGUCAGGAUUUUUGUAAUGAUACAUCGUCGUUGUUAACCGUGAAGGCGUACGUAAAAGGAUGGAACGAAUGUCGAAUCUCAUCUCAUAUGCAUCCCCUCGUGUUUACCUAGCUUCACGUGGUAAUGAACCAUUCCAAAAUUUCACUAUCUCUUUAUCUCUCUCUCUCUCAUGUGUAAUAACCAUCAAAGACAUUGAAAUACUUUUAACUUGAUCGCAAAAAAAAAAAAUGUUGAUUUACUGGCUUUGUAUAUUGUUGUACUUGUUAUUAUUAAGGCGUAUUGUUAUGUAGUAUGUUGUUCGUUUCUGAAUCAUGUACAUAUUUAUUUGAACAAUUUUUUUGCAGAAGACAAGACAGUUUUGGUAAUCGUGAAAUGCCAAAUGUAAUGAUUUCGCCGCAAAAGAGAAUGUAACUUUUUAGCACUUUGUUUUGUAUAUUACGUUAAUAAUUAAUAAUAUAAUAAUUCUUACAAAUUGA